Messenger RNA from Letharia columbiana, 1266 nucleotides. RefSeq lists its product as uncharacterized. The transcript has 2 exons. Bases 1 to 1266 code for a protein of 421 amino acids. Gene Ontology annotation, cellular component: cytosol. Gene Ontology annotation, biological process: gluconeogenesis; glycolytic process. The record is from RefSeq and is a predicted model, not a curated record. Gene Ontology annotation, molecular function: ADP binding; ATP binding; phosphoglycerate kinase activity. NCBI's taxonomy places the organism in Eukaryota, Fungi, Ascomycota, Lecanoromycetes, Lecanorales, Parmeliaceae.
AUGUCUCUUUCCAACAAGCUCGCUAUCACCGACGUCGAUCUCAAGGGGAAGAGAGUCCUCAUAAGGGUCGACUUCAACGUCCCGCUCGACUCCGAAAAGAACAUCACCAACAACCAGCGCAUCGUCGGCGCCCUUCCCACCAUCAAAUACGCUGGCGACCAUGGCGCCAAGGCCAUCAUCCUCAUGUCCCACCUCGGCCGCCCAGACGGUCACCCCAAUCCGAAGUACUCGCUAAAACCUGUCGUUCCGGAGCUCGAGAAGUUACUCGGGAAGAAAGUUAUCUUCACCGAGGACUGUGUGGGAAAGGAAGUCGAGGAGACAGUGGAUAAAGCUAGUGAUGGGGAGGUGAUAUUGUUGGAGAAUCUGCGAUUCCAUGCGGAGGAGGAAGGGAGUAGUAAGGAUAGCGAAGGAAAGAAGGUCAAGGCGGAUAAGGGAGAUGUGGACAAAUUCCGCAAGGGACUGACGGCGCUGGGUGAUGUCUACAUCAAUGACGCAUUCGGUACAGCACACCGCGGUCACAGCUCUAUGAUUGGGGUAAAGCUGCCGCAGAAAGCCUCGGGAUUUUUGAUGAAGAAGGAAUUGGACUAUUUCGCCCAAGCGCUCGAGAAGCCCAAACGACCUUUCCUAGCCAUACUUGGUGGUGCUAAGGUCUCGGAUAAGAUCCAGCUGAUUGAUAACCUGCUUUCGAAAGUGGACAGCUUGAUCAUCUGCGGUGGUAUGGCGUUUACAUUCAAGAAGACACUCGAGAAUGUCAAGAUCGGCAACAGCUUGUUUGACGAGGCCGGCAGCAAAACCGUGGGCGAUCUGGUUAAGAAGGCAAAGAGGAAUGGCGUUAAGCUGGUGCUACCCUGCGAUUAUGUGACAGCGGACAAGUUCGACAAGGAUGCAAAGACCGGCUAUGCAACCGACUCUGAGGGUGUCCCAGACGGCUGGAUGGGGCUUGACUGCGGCGAAAAGAGUAUUGAGCUCUUCAAGAAAACCAUCGCUGAGGCCAAGACGACACUGUGGAAUGGACCACCAGGUGUCUUUGAGAUGGAACCGUUUGCGAAUGGAACAAAGAUGGUUAUGGAAGCUGCGACGGAAGCAGUGAAAAAGGGAAAUAUCGUCAUCGUUGGGGGUGGAGACACAGCGACUGUGGCGGCCAAGUAUGGGGUUGAGGAUAAGCUCAGUCAUGUAUCGACUGGGGGUGGAGCGAGUUUGGAGUUGCUUGAAGGCAAGGAGCUGCCGGGCGUCAGUACGCUGUCGGAGAAGCCGAGGGGUAAGUAG